AUGCGCGUCUCCAAGGGAAAAGUGUGGAUGAAAGACAUCGACAUGAAAGGCGGACCUCUUACUCUGAAGGACCAGGAACUAGAAAAUAUAUACUUGAAACGACGCGAAAGGCUAACACGCUUCUGCAAAACGAAACCAAAGGCCAAAGUACUGGUUGGGCGUUUUCAUGUUGACCAAAAACGAAAAACUUUGUAUUGUGGAACAGCCAAAUGUGGUUCAACGUUUUGGCGCCGGAUGUUCGACGUCAUGACCGGAAAUGAUCGAGACAUUACCUCCCCUUUUGAAAUUUCCUAUGGUUAUGCCGAUCCUGUUUUGAUUGAGAACAUCAUACAGAAGUCACAGAACGUAGUUAUCGAAAUAUUUAGAAAAUAUUUUCGGUUUAUGUUUUCUCGAGAACCAUAUGGCAGGUUGUUUUCGGCAUACUUGAAUAAGUUUUUUGCGGUUGAAAAACAUUACUGGAUUUCUGUAGGUCGAGGUAUUAAACAGAACGGUUUCAACCAAUCGCUUAGAAGCAGAGCGUGUGGGCAUGACGUCACAUUUGCCGAAUUCGUCAAAUAUGUGAUAUCUGAAUCCAACAACACAAACAUUGUAAUGGAUGAACACUUCACCCCUCAGAACACUCUCUGUGGCUUGUGUAACAUUCGAUAUGACGUCAUCGGUACCAUGGAAACGUUUACAGAUGACACGCAAUACAUUUUACGAAAGAUGUCUUUUUACGGCAAAGAGUUUACCUUCAAGAAUUUCGAGGAAGAAAUAACUGGAGACUUUAUAGCGGACGAAAUUACUCAAACAUAUAUAUUUCGGGAUGACGUCACUUCCUGUAUGACGUUUCACGACAGUCUGAAAAGAUUAUGGCGAUUAUUCCAAAUUUAUGGCAUCUUGUCUACAAAGGAUGAAUUUCCAUUUAGCAAACGAGAAAGUAGAACGCUGACAAUGUUGAACCUGACAGAGACAGUUUUUCAGUACCGCGGUCGUCGUGGUUCCUCUCACAGCCACAAUAAACACGACGCCAUGUUGCAAGCAUACCGAACCAUUCCACACGCGGAUCUCCGAGCACUGCGCUCACUACAUGAGGAUGAUUUCAACAUGUUUGAGUAUGAGAGCGAACCGGCAGACAUUUUUAGUGUGACAACUUCUGUCAAACAAGAUGACUUCGAUUAUUUUGACAUUCUGUGA
This is a messenger RNA of Haliotis rufescens (red abalone), 1176 nucleotides long. RefSeq names its product carbohydrate sulfotransferase 11-like. Gene Ontology annotation, molecular function: sulfotransferase activity. The record is from RefSeq and is a predicted model, not a curated record. Lineage: Eukaryota; Metazoa; Mollusca; Gastropoda; Lepetellida; Haliotidae. Gene Ontology annotation, biological process: carbohydrate biosynthetic process. Bases 1 to 1176 code for a protein of 391 amino acids. The transcript is spliced from 2 exons. Gene Ontology annotation, cellular component: membrane.